CCCACACCACUGUCACAUUUCUCGUGACGUCACUACCGGAAGUAAACCCCGCGGUGGCUGAACUUUAACCCUUGACCUACUAAUAUUACAAAUGUGCCGGAGAGAGAGAAAGUAUGGACCAGCAGGGCGAUAAACAAGGAGCCGAGAGACCUAAACCCAUAACUGUGAUUGGUUUUGAAGGCAGUGCUAACAAGCUGGGUGUGGGGAUUAUUCGGGAUGGAGAGGUGUUGUCCAACCCCAGACACACCUACAUCACUCCUCCUGGGCAAGGGUUCCUGCCCAGAGACACAGCCAAGCAUCACCAGGCCCACAUACUGGAUGUGUUACAGCAGGCUCUGGACAUAGCCAAGGUCAAACCACAGGACAUCGACUGUGUGGCUUAUACAAAAGGACCAGGAAUGGGAGCUCCCCUUGUUUCCACAGCUGUUGUGGCGAGGACGGUGGCACAACUCUGGAACAAACCAUUACUGGGGGUGAACCACUGUAUAGGGCACAUCGAGAUGGGACGACGAGUCACAGGUGCUGUGAAUCCAGUUGUCCUGUAUGUGAGCGGAGGAAACACUCAGGUCAUCGCGUACCAGCUGAAGAGGUACAGGAUCUUUGGGGAGACCAUCGACAUCGCUGUGGGUAACUGUCUGGACAGAUUUGCUAGAGUGCUCAAGAUCUCCAAUGAUCCCAGCCCAGGAUACAACAUAGAACAGAUGGCCAAGAAGGGGGAAAAGCUCAUCGACCUACCGUAUGGUGUGAAGGGCAUGGACGUAUCGUUCUCUGGGAUCCUCUCGUACAUCGAGGACGCGGCACAGACGCUGUUAGACUCCAGACAGGCCACACCAGAAGACCUGUGCUUCUCCCUGCAGGAAACCGUGUUUGCGAUGCUGGUUGAGAUCACGGAGCGAGCAAUGGCCCACUGUGGUUCUGAGGAGGUGCUGAUAGUGGGAGGGGUGGGGUGUAACGAGAGGCUGCAGGAGAUGAUGGGUAUCAUGGCUGCUGAGAGGGGAGCUAAAGUAUUUGCUACCGAUGAAAGAUACUGUAUUGACAACGGAGCCAUGAUUGCGCAGGCAGGGUGGGAGAUGUUCCGUACUGGCCACACCACGGCCCUGGAAGACUCCUGGUGUACGCAGAGAUUUCGUACAGACGAGGUGGAAGUCACGUGGAGAGAUGACUGAGGAGAACGAAUGUAAAGACUGUUCGACUUUAAACGUAUAACUGUUGUAACCUUGUUUCGAUCCAUUUCUUUUUGGAAGUCAAACUGUGAUAUUGAUGUACAGGCAUGCCAAAAUGCUUCUACUCAUUGACAAGCAACUGAAUAUGAUUUUGGAAAUGGUCAGAUGUUUCAGACAGCUGCCCAGUGUUUUUCACCAGUGACACUGACCAUUUUCAAAACUUCAGAACAAUUCCCAAACCAUGUCCAGUUGCUUGAGUAACUGCUUUUUGGCAUAUCUCAUUACCUGGAUGUCUAACCUACACAGUACACAGGCAUCUUCGGGUGGGAAAUGAUAUCUUGUAAAGUUUUGAUACUUCAUGAUUUUCAACAUUUUUUAGUUUUUAUUGAUCUAUGUAGAAAUUGUAUGAUGUGCACUUUGUUUUUUUGCUUCAGAUCUGAUGUAUACUUGAACCUAAAUGCAAAAAAAUGUCUGAAUACUUUUGUGAGUAACCGAAGCUACUCUCCAAGCAGAGGGUAGGCUCUUGCUGUCUGUUUAGUCGUUUUUAUCGGGCUUUCUAUUUUGUCAUUUUUCUUCAAGUACGCCAGCUAGUUAGGUUUUGACACAGCAAGAUAAAA
Molecule: messenger RNA, 1780 nt
Organism: Branchiostoma floridae (Florida lancelet)
Lineage: Eukaryota; Metazoa; Chordata; Leptocardii; Amphioxiformes; Branchiostomatidae
Product: probable tRNA N6-adenosine threonylcarbamoyltransferase
Exons: 8
Coding region: 114-1166 (350 amino acids)
Biological process (GO): tRNA threonylcarbamoyladenosine modification
Cellular component (GO): cytoplasm; EKC/KEOPS complex
Source: RefSeq, a predicted model, not a curated record